GCGAACCGGGAUAGACGUGCCAGUGUGUGAAGUGAUAGCUCGAUCUUACUUUGACAAGAAUACUAUUUCGUGCAACCAACGACAUCUAUCGGCAGACAGCAUGAUCAACUUAGUGUCGCUACUCGUCGCCGCGGCGCUGGUGUCGCUGCAAUGCGGGUUCGAAGCCCACGCACAGAUAGAGGGGAAGAAUGACUUAGAUAACAACUUACAGCCCAAUGUAGCACCACCACCAAAACGCCGCAUCCUCCGUCCCUUCGUGAACAUAUCGGACCCGCCUCCGAAGUCGGUGAGGGUGGCGCCUGGCACUCGGACGGAGCUGGUCUGCGAGGUGAUAGGGAAACCGGCGCCUCAUGCGCAGUGGCUGAAGAAUGGGCAGCCUUUGGGAGAUUACGAUGAAGUGAACGAGAUCUUCAGCAUCCACCCUUCGAGCCUGGCCAGGAUGACCACCAAAGUGGUGGUGUCCUCAGCAGCCAAUGGAGACGAGUAUACCUGCGUCGCCACUGCCGGUCUCAAGCAGCAGAUGGCUACCUCUACUGUGUAUACUGUUGAUGAUGAUGAAGCCAACAUCUUUACCUUAGAAGCGCUCUUCCGCAAACCCACCAAACCGGUCAUCACGGAGUAUUACAACGAGAUCUUCCAGGAUAUCGGCAGCAGUGCUGUAUUACCCUGCCGGUACUACAGCGGCAGCAAGGCUCAGGUCUACUGGUUGGACAGCAGGGACGAGCUGAUCUAUGGCAACUCGAGGAUCCGGGUGCUCCCAACCGGCGAUCUUCUGGUCACUAACAUCAGGUGGGAGGACAUGGGCAACUACACUUGUACCGUCAAAAACAAGCACGGGAAAGACACGGUGGCGACCUUCCUUUAUCCUGCUAAGAAACAAUAAGCGCCUAAAUAACGUCUACUACGAAGUUACCCGCCGAUGUGACAAUUGAUGUUCCUAUACUUAAGAGUACCUUAACUUAACCACAACUUAAAUUAUUGUUAGGCUUAAGUUAUUCACCGUUGAAUUAUAUUGUAGCUGCACAAAGUACCAAGAAGUACUAUACGUUUGUUAUAUUAUAAAGAAAAAUCAGUUUUCCUAAACACAGAAUAUUAAAGUAACAGCUGAAUUGUACAGUUUGUCAAUAAUUUAUUUUAGAAACAAUGUUGUAUCAACCACGAAAGUGAAAAGUCUUAAUAUUUGAGACCACAAAAACGAAAAAUCAUAAUAUUUAAGUUGCUUCAAUGUGACUCUAGCAGCUACUACCGCUAGCGCCAUCUGUCGUAGAAAAGUUCUCGCACGUUUACAAUAUAAUUCAAUGUACUUACCUAUCCGACUGGAAACCACUGUAUUUUAUUUAUUUAUAUUAUAGUACUUAAGUUGUACAUUUUAUUUUAAGAAACCGCCGACACUGUGCCAAUAGUUAUACUAAUACUAGCUUUUGCCCGCGGCUUUACCCGCGUGAAAUUUAGUUUGUCACAAAUCAAACAUCACCUUACAGCGAACAGGGGCGGAGCAGUAAAGAAAAAUGUUUCAUAUUUUUCAAAUCAUUUUCACGCAUACGAAGUCGCGGGCACAGCUAGUUUUUUUAAAUCAUCAUAAUUCAUUUAAUUAUUAUAAUAAUAUCAAUAUUGGUUGGACUCAUACAUCAAUAUAUCAUGACGUUAUGAUCUCUAGUGAUUAUGAAUUUCAAACUGUUUCAUUAUUAUUUGUAUUAUUAAAUCUUGCUUUUUACAGAUACUUAGUUAUAAGUUUGUUGCAAACAUAAUAUUGGCAUAUUCCUUAGACAAAAAAAGCCUAUGAGAGUUGUGUAUAUUUUUUCUUUUGGCUUUAUAUAAUAAUUUAAUAAUAGAUGAAAAUUACUAUCACAAUGCAUUUAAUUUUAAUUUAUUGUAAGUUAAUUUCGUAUACUGUUGUACUUAAAUAAUGAUUUAAGAAUUUAUUUUAAUUUAUUACGCAUUGAAUUAUUAAGUUAUAUUUUUUAUUAAAUGAAAAUUAUAUGUGUGUGAAUGUUGUAUCCAUAUUACAUGGUCUACUGUGAUUUGAAAU
Ostrinia nubilalis (European corn borer) is the source of this 2029-nucleotide messenger RNA. RefSeq names its product neural/ectodermal development factor IMP-L2-like (gene IBP2). Gene Ontology annotation, molecular function: cell-cell adhesion mediator activity. Bases 101 to 883 code for a protein of 260 amino acids. Gene Ontology annotation, biological process: axon guidance; homophilic cell-cell adhesion; dendrite self-avoidance. NCBI's taxonomy places the organism in Eukaryota, Metazoa, Arthropoda, Insecta, Lepidoptera, Crambidae. Gene Ontology annotation, cellular component: plasma membrane; axon. The record is from RefSeq and is a predicted model, not a curated record. The transcript is spliced from 7 exons.